CUUCGCGGUUUCUACGCCUCAAUUCCAUACCACGUUUGAAAUCAUUCUGUUUCUCCUUUGUUCUAGUCUUGAAUCCAACUUCUAUUCCAACACUCCUCGUUGAGACAGACCUUCCUUUGGCGGAGUGCAGUCAAAUAUGGCAUCAGACAUACCCGCAUCCUCCCUCCCAUACACUUGCAAUACCUGCCUUGUUGCAUUCCGCAGCAGCGAUGCCCAGAGAGAUCAUAUGCGCAGGGACUGGCAUCUAUAUAAUAUAAAACGUCGCAUUGCGUCUUUACCGCCAGUGUCCCAGGAAGUAUUUAACGAGAAGGUCCUUGCGGCUAAGGCGUCAUCGUCUGCCGCUGCCGCCAAGGCAUCCUUUGAGAAAACAUGCCAUGCCUGUCAGAAGACAUUCUACAGUGAGAACUCAUAUCGGAAUCAUGUCAACAGUUCGAAACAUAAGCUCCGCGAGGCCCGCAUGAGCAAAGACAUCCCUGACGAUUCAUCCUCUGUGAUGAGUUCCACAUUCUCACUAGGUGAGCCUAUAAACAAGCCUUCCGCAGACGUGUCGGCAGUUACCCAGGGUGUCAAGACAGCUACCAUCGAGGAAGAGGAAGAGGAGGAUGAGGAGGAUGAAGAGCUUGCUGAAGAGCAAGGAUUUUCUACUGCCCAUUGCCUAUUCUGCAAUGCUCAUCUAGGAGACACUCAAGAAAAUGUUCAGCACAUGUCCAAGAGCCACGGCAUGUUCAUUCCGGAAAAGGACUACCUUGUAGACCUGGAGGGCCUUAUCCACUACUUAUACCGCAAGAUAACCGACAACAACGAGUGUCUCUAUUGUCAUGCUAUCAGAGCCAAUGCUGCUGCCAUCAGAACACACAUGCGUGACAAGGGCCACUGCAUGAUUGCGUUCGAGACAGAGGACGAACAAAUAGAGAUUGGGCAAUUCUACGAUUUCAGAAGUACUUAUUCCGAUGAUGAGGGUGAAGAGGACACACCAGAGAGUGACGGCGUUAAGGUUCCCACAUCCGAUGCAGACGAUGAUGGAUGGGAAACUGAGACGUCUGCUUCCUCAGUGGAUGAAGACGAGAUCGACAGCCGCAAGCAGGCACCUGUCAUCUAUCAGAGCGAGUACGAAUUGCAUUUGCCCUCUGGUCGUAGCGUCGGCCAUCGCUCUUUAGCUAGAUACUACCGCCAGAAUCUUCACAACUACCCCUCUACCGAGGAACGCAUCCAGCGCCAACUCGCCAUCGAAAACGGCGAGGCCAAGGAAGAGGAAGAGCAGAGAGGGCGCAACCAGAACCGAGCUGUGGUCACCCGUGCGAAUGGCGGUCUGGGCAUGGUCGGUGCUACUGAAGUCCAGAAGCGUACAGCCCUUCGAUCCGAAAGGAGAGAGAGGACUCGUGCCCUUCGUGAAGAACGGAGAUACACCGCCAAGGUCAACUAUGCCGCGAACAACCAGAAGCACUACCGGGAUCCUCUCCUUCAAUGAUUUGACCUCGCACCACAGAGGGAAAGGUCUAUUCUCUGUCCGCUCUGUAUGCAAUUGGAUCAUAAUCAACUUUCUAUACCCUCUCUUUAUGUUAUUGUAUGCAUGUGCGAUAUAUAUCAUAAGCGAUAGGAGGAUUAUGAAUAAUGGAGAUGUCCAGUUUCUUUCUCAUGCAAUGCUAGGAUCUUAUGAAUAAAAGUAGUUGUUUCCUUUCAUGUGCUUUAGUUGUAGGCCACAAAAUAUCACUGGUGUCCAUGACGCUAUGCUGUUCAUUAUAUUAGAUGUUAGUAAUAUACUUACAAGGUCAAUGCUAUCCAACCCAUCAUUUAAGAAUCUUCAUACCAGUCUUAUAUCGAAAAUAGGCGGGAAGGUGUACGAGAAAACCGAAUCCCCAAAGCUUCUCGACAUUCAUCACUACAUAACACGAGACGUGU
This is a messenger RNA of Monascus purpureus, 1899 nucleotides long. The record is from the annotation of a GenBank genome assembly. Lineage: Eukaryota; Fungi; Ascomycota; Eurotiomycetes; Eurotiales; Aspergillaceae.